UGAAGUGCUUAGAUGCUAUCGUCCACUUAGCUAUGCAUGGCAUUGAUUGCAUAUGACAGCUGUUCCAAGAUGAAUCGCGACCAUGUACUCAAGAAGGCUUAACCUAGUGGUCAAUCCAAUGAUCUCACGGAACUAUUUACUCCGACUACCGACUGAGAUGAUUCAAUAUAUAGCUUACCUUCUGCCAAAGGACAUCGAUGUUGUUCACUUCUCUUUGUGCUGCUCCUUGCUAGCGGCUUUAAUUCUUCCGGCCCAGUCCUCCGUCUGGUGCGCACGAUUUGGAGAUACCUAUGACUUCUACGAGGAGCACUCUUCUGCUGAGCUGAGGGUUGAAUAUCAGACGCGUGCCAUAGUCCUCUCCCAGGAAAUUAACUUCAAGUUCGAUCAAACGGAAGCAGAGACACUCUGGUUGGAGGUGUUGCGGGACAUGCUCCUGGAGUCCUACAGCUGCUCGAAGUUGAGUGAAUCUAUUCCGAAGACCUUUCAACGAUUGCGAGAUGUACUUCGUCAGUGCGAUUUCCUGAGAAGGCCCAUCAGCGGCUACGGGUUGAGGAAACGAACGCGUCCCUCUGACCUGUUCUGUGGGGUUCAAUUGCGUAGUGCAUCGUUGGCUUUGGAAACUUUUAUGUCCUUUCGCUAUCUUCGCAGCGAUUACAACGUAGGUGUAGCCUACGCUUUCGAUGCCGGCGCGGCCAUACCAUUCGUCGAUAUUCGAAAGCUGGACCUCGAGAGCAUCCUACACACACGCAAUUUCUGGCUUCGCCAUCUUCUGAACCCGGACGAAGCCACUUUCUAUACCCCGUUCGCAUCUUCACAACCAUGCUACAGGCCUAGGGCAUGGGAGAACCUAGUGAUCAAGAAUUCACGAUUGGCCCACAACUGUCUCCGUCUCGAACCCGGCGGUGGCCCCCUGAAUUGGCCCCCGUUGUUCGAGGCAAUAAUCCCAACACAAGGUCAGGAUACCAAUCGGAUUUACUAUCGCGGCAUGCAGGUAACCCAUGGUUCCUUCGAUAACACGCUUUAUCUGGCGAGAGGCUUUGUUGAAUCCAUUCACGUUCCGCAAGGAGGGUUCCCUGACUGGUGCCGUAUUUGUUUUAUACUCUACAGAUCGAAUUAUGUCAAACUCACAAAUUUGCCGGUGACUACCAGUGCAAAGUCUGCAGGUUAUGAAGAUAGGUGGUUUGUCGAGGAGUGGCCGCCUCUCGAUAUUUCGAUGGAUUUUGAGUGCAUGGUUACGAAGGAGUCAUAUUUCCUAGUGGAAUGAUAAUGAUUGGGCGAUGGGUCGACAUGAUGGAACCAUCGGCAAGGGAACCCUUUAUCUUCUGGCGUAUA
Molecule: messenger RNA, 1332 nt
Organism: Aspergillus homomorphus CBS 101889
Lineage: Eukaryota; Fungi; Ascomycota; Eurotiomycetes; Eurotiales; Aspergillaceae
Exons: 4
Coding region: 83-1264 (393 amino acids)
Source: RefSeq, a predicted model, not a curated record